Molecule: messenger RNA, 3572 nt
Organism: [Torrubiella] hemipterigena
Lineage: Eukaryota; Fungi; Ascomycota; Sordariomycetes; Hypocreales; Clavicipitaceae
Source: the annotation of a GenBank genome assembly
GCACAACCAUCAAAUACGAUAUCAUCGGCUGGUAUUCCAAGUCCACUAUUACAUCGCCUCUGAUAUACUAGACGGUGUAAACAUGGCAUAAAGAUACCGUCUAUUAUACACCAUCACCGCUUCACUCCGGAUUCUUUUACAAUCAUCAAAUCUCCGAUAUCAUCAAGUGUUACGCUUGCUCCGAUUCCUUUCUCGCCACCCUAUUUCAUCAGCGAAUAUUUGAGAACAUGUCAGACUGGGCAACUCUUAGAGUUGUCGACCUCAAGGCUGAGCUUAAGAAGCGCGAUCUGCCCCAGCAUGGCCUCAAAUCAGAACUGGUUGCUCGUCUGAACGAAUCGGACGCUGCGACGGCCGCAAACGAAGCCAAACCAGAGGAAGCCCCGGAAGAAAACAAUGAAGCAGCCGAAGUAGCCACUGAAACACAACCUGAAGUCGAGCCAGAGCCCAUACCCAUCGACGAAGCCAUUCCUACAAUAGCCAACUCUGAGCCGGGGCAGCCUCCAGUUCAAGUGGUUGAAGCCGACGGCACUAAUGCUUUACCAGAUGCCCCCCAAGCAACCCACCCAGACGAACCUCAAGAUGCGAAUGGAAAGACAGAGGAUGCACAAGCCAGGUUACCUACACCGACCCCAGCCGCUGAACCAGCGCUUACAGCACAAGAAGCUGCUGAGGCCCAGGGUCGCAAGCGACGCUCAAAGAGCCCGCCCAUCUCAGAAGAGCUGAUUGCUCUAAAGAAGACGCGCGCAGAGCUCCCAUCCAACGAUGUGAGCGCCACGGCUGGACCAAGCCAGAACCAGUCUACACAAUCGCCAACAGUCGAGCCUUCAGACGAAAUGGAUGUGGACCGCUCCGUAGUGCCGUCUCGACACCACGCAACAGAAUCCCUCUAUAUCAGCAAUCUCAUGCGACCACUACGGCCUGACGAUAUGAAGCAUCAUUUAGCAACUUUGGCGGCAGUGAAUGGCCAAGAGCCAGAUGAAAGCAUUAUCAAAGACUUUUUCAUGGACCAGAUCCGUACCCAUGCACUGGUCACGUUUGAUACAGCUGCUGCCGCUUCUCGCGUACGUUCCCUUCUUCACGACUGUGUGUGGCCAGAAGAAAGCAACCGAAAAGCGUUAUGGGUCGAUUUUGUCCCUACGAGUAAAGUGCCUGAGUGGAUAGAUACACAGGAGAAACGUGCCGGUGGCGGUCGCUCAACAACACGAUGGCAAAUCUUUUAUGAGGACAGACCCGAUGGCACAGUCGAGGCCGUCCUUGCGACUGGGGAAGCUCGAAAUGCUAGGUCAGGACCACCUCGAGGCCCCGCGGCCGAGGAACGCUCCCGAGGAGGUCGCGAAAUGGGCUUCCACAGACAAGCGCAGUCCGAUUUUCGCUCUGACCAAGACUUUGAUAGAAAUCGAUCGCCAUCACCUAUCGGCGACGGCAAGAGGACACGGGCUUCCCCUCGAAUCACUUUUGAGCCAGUUUCCGAGGAGCUUGCAGGCCGCCGCCUUGCGAAUAUGCGCUCCUUCUACACCAAGGACGUAGAUCGAUACUACGGACGCGAGAUCAACCGCUACUCGUUCGAGGAUGGAGACUCCUUUGUCGAUCGAGGCAAGGAAAUCUUUGAAGGCAUUCGGCCGCCUCAUCGCCAGAGGGGAGGCUAUGGUCGCGGCCGAGGUGGUGGUGGUGGUGACCGUGGAAGACGUGGCUUUAGACGCGGCGGUCCCCCGCCGUUCCGCUCUGGUAAUGAUAGAUACACGUCUUCAUUCGGAGGACGUGAUGACAGAGGCUACGGCCCGAGGCAUGGUGGUUUUGGGGGCCGAGACCAACGACGCGACAAUCGUGACAUGCGAUACUAACAGACGUAUGAGUUGUCUAAGAAGAGCCAACCACAUGCGAUUAUGAUACUAUGCUAAACAAGAGAUUUGCUUUUGUUCUUGUUUAUGGGAGUUACAGGUUUACAAAUGGGCCAGAGACAGCAGUAUAUCCACUGAGUAGUUAAUGCGAACAAACUCUUUUUUUCUUGCUAUGUAAAACUAUUUACUUGUCAAGUAGAUCCAGUGAGUGUAGUCUUUUCCAAGACGCUCAGAGGAAUACGUGUUACAUUCUGUUUUUUUAAACCACGUCAAAACGACUUGAAACCAAAACGGCAAAGAGGCUAUCGGGUUGAUAGACCAAGAACGACACAGGCUUGUGCAUGUUUCAGCAUGAGCCUAUGCCUCUCAAGUACCAAAACGAAGCCGUGGACCAAAUUCAAAAACUUUCUGUCCAAUUUGGAAGCGCACACGAUCAUGCAGGGUCCGUUUAAACAGGAGUGCUGCGGUUCUCGGGCUCAACGCCAACACGCUCUCUGCUGAGAAUGUCGAGCAUCAGCUGAGUUGGGCGGUUGUCCUUGUAGACACGCUGGCUGGCCUUGGCGGCACGGACAUUGUCGAGGUACUUUUCAAAGAGGAAAGCACUGUCCAUGGGACCACCCUUGGCCUCGGGAUGGAACUGGGUCGAGAAGAUGGGUCUAGUCUUGUGGAGCAUACCCUCGUUGCUGCCGUCGUUGAGGUUGACAAAGUACUCCUUGAAGUCGCUGGGCAAGGUGCUGGCGUCGAUGGCGUAGCCGUGGUUCUGGCUGGUGAUGUGGCACUGGCCGGUGGUCAAGUCAAGGGCAGGGAUGUUGUGGGCACGGUUGCCGUACUUGAGCUUGAUGGUGCGGGCGCCGACGGCGAGAGCAAGAAGCUGCGGAGAAUGUUCUCCUUGACACCGCAGUCGAGCAGAGCAACGUGGAAUUCGGCGCCAGGAGACUCAACCACAAAGGGAGCCUUGGUGCUGACGCGCUUAACCAGGUUGAUCUGGCCGGGAUCGAUGAAGCUCUCGUCCUCGUCGGCGUCGUACUCGUCACCAAUCGUGAUUCUGGCAAGGGAAGAACCUUGCUCACGGAGGUAGGUGACGAUUUCGCGGGUGUCGACGCCAGAGAUGGCGGGGAUACCUUCGCGGGCACACCAUUCGCCCAAGCUCUCGACAGCCGUCCAGUGGCUGUAUUGGAGGGCGACAUCGGAGACAACCACGCCAGCAACCUGAAUAUGGGGAGAUUCAAAGUACUUGAGGAGGUUGUAGUUGUCGCGCUCGCUGGAGGGAACACCGUAGUUUCCGAUGAGAGGCUGGGUGAAGACGAGGAUCUGCCCACGGUACGAUGGGUCGGUCAUGGACUCGGGAUAGCCAACCAACGAGGUGGUGAAGACGGCUUCACCAGAAAUGUUGGCGUUGGCACCAAAAGCCUUGCCUUGGAAGACAGGGCCGUCCUGUAAAGCAACUGAAUUAGCGUCCGUCCGCGGUGCGAUGAAAGAACAGCAGAUAGAAACUUACGCGAAUGGUAAAAGUAGCGGGCAUGGAGGCGACGGGCGCAGUGGCGGUGUUGGCACGGGCGGGCAUAGCUCUACCGUGACUUCCGGUAGAAAUAGCCUCAGUAGCCAAGAGUCGGACCUGGUUCAAGGUUCGAGGGCGAGCGGCUGCGGCAAAAGCCGCGGGCCUGGUGAUAGGGAUGGCGAAUCGGGCAAACAUUUUCAUACACUAACUUGAUCACGAGAGAAGAGAUCCGUGAG